This is a messenger RNA of Cuscuta epithymum, 2354 nucleotides long. NCBI's taxonomy places the organism in Eukaryota, Viridiplantae, Streptophyta, Magnoliopsida, Solanales, Convolvulaceae. The record is from the annotation of a GenBank genome assembly.
GGGAAGUGGGAAACUGGGGAAUUUCAAAGAGUAACUGCCAUUUUUUUGUUGCCAAACAAAAACGGAAGAAAAGAAUAACCACCAUGAUUCUGGUGGUUUCCGGGAGUUACAUGGGAGUAGUAAUCAUCUUCCUCGGGGCUUUAUCACUGUCUCAAACCCAUGUCUUUACCGACUCGAAUUCUUCAGACGUUGGUCUCAUUCUUGCUGCCGUGUUUUGCCCAAAUUCUGUAUUCAAAUCCAUCGUUCUUUUCAGAAGCAAUCGGGAACUCGGAAAACAGGCUGAAGCUUCCCCUGGUGGGAGACAAUGGACGGGUAUACGUCUGCUCGGGAAGAAACUUUUUUGCGUUUGAAAGCAACGGUUCAAUUGCUUGGAGUGUAGCUCUUAAUCACACUUGCAGUCUUAAGAUUGCUCCUGUUAAUGGUGGCUCGAGAAAGAUAUAUGUGGUUGCGGAAGAUAGAGUUCUGAAAAUCAACCCCUUAAGAAUUGGGGGUUCGCAGUCUGCUGUACAAGUUUUCUUUGGGGCGAAACAAACAGGUGAAGAAAGCUGGGGAGAGAUUGUCGGCAUUGCCGUGAGCAUAUUCAGUUCUCGGGUCCUGAUCACCAUCAAAAGAAGAGGAUUGUUUGCUUAUAAGCUGCAUGGGAAACUGGCAUGGAGUGCUGGCCCAGUAAAGAACCAACAUGGGUUUCGCCAAGGCUGCAGCAAAAACCUUGAAGACUGUUAUUUCUCUUCUGCUCCUGUGGUUGAUCAUUGUGAAGCUCGUGCCUAUGUCUUGAAUAAUGGAGGAGAGCUUUAUGCUGUUUCUACUAGCAGUCCUCAUUUUCUAUGGAUAACGGAUUUGAGCACAUUUGGAAACAUAUCUGCAAUUACUGCUGGGAAUAAUGGUUUGGUGUAUGUUACUGUCCCAGAUAAAGCUCUAAUCCUAGCCCUAGACGCUUCCAGGGGGGAAAUUUUGUGGCAAGGAAGUAUUGGACCAUUAAGUACUGCAGAUUACACCCCCAUCAUUGAUUCUAAUGGUUGGGUUUCUGUCGGUUCUUUGGAUGGUUUCGUGUAUUCAUUUUCACUGACGGGUGUGCUCAAGAAGUUCUCUACAGUGGGAGACCAAGACUCUGUCAUCCAAGCUAGUCCUAUCCUGGACUGCUCAGGUUAUGCAAUCUAUGUUUCACAGACACUGAUGGAUGGAAAGGUUAGCCAGACAAUUGGGAGUUACACUUACAUUUCAGCUAUGAAACCGAGAUCUGUUACCUUUAUCAUGCUGGUUCCAGCCACUGGAAAUUUGCUGUUGUCUGAGAAAUACCCUGGUCUGUUCUCAUCUAAGCUGGUUGAUAGUGAUCUUAAGCAUUUCAUUUGUGAUGAAAAGGUCAUUCUAGCUUUUUUUGCUGCUUCAAAGACUAAUAACCCAUUCCAAUGCAUUAGCACGCGUCAGAAAUUUGCAUACAGUUGCUCACAGAUCAGACCUAUGACCACUGACAUUUACACGAGUAAUGAGAGGGCAAUUGUCUUAUUUCUGUGGUUUGAAUCGGCUUUGUUACUAGUUUUGGCUGCACUAGUAAGAUUCUGUUGCAUCUUCUGGAAGAAGAAGAAGCUCCAAAGUCGACAACUUGGAGGAUUCCUAGAAAAGAGACGCUCUCUUCGACUCCAGAAGAAAGCAUAUGACAGGACAAUAUCUGAGCUUGAGCAGAAAGCUGCAAAGGAAGCGGUAAGGCAUGAAAUGAUAGAACAGCUAGGGGAUUUAAUGAAGGAAAGGGAAGGCAUAGAGAGGAAGCUCUCAACAACAUAUAGCUUUGGAAGAGAUGAAACCACAAUCAUGAGAGGUUCAAAAUCACUGCUUCCUUUAUCUGAUCGAACAACUCGGAGUUACUCUUUUCAAGACGGGAACAAGGAGAGCAUCACUCUCUUUCACACUGGCAGUGGUGCUUCGUCUAAAGAUAGUGAGUCUGAACUUGCUGAAACCUGGAUUUGCAAUGAUGAUGAUGAUGAGAUUUGUGAAGAUGAAGAGUAUGAAGCAAGUCCAUCAAGCUCUAGUUCGAGUUCACAUGGAGUUACGGAGGCAACAUUGGAUGAAAAAGGGGAAGGGGUGUCACAUCAAAGUGUUUUGAAGCGUAGGAUGAGAUUUUUGUCAUCAUCAAGCAGCUAAAUUUAUCGUACUUGAAAAUCACAUUGCAUUGGAGUAAAUAUCUUUAUUUUGCGUUCUGUAUUUGAUUGAGAUUAGAAUGUUCCUUUCUUUAGCUUCCCAUUGUAACUUUUUUAAGUAUUUUAAGUUAUCUACCUCAGGUCUCCCAAAGUUUGAUGGUUACGUCAUGAUACAUGGUACUAGUUUUUGUAACGUGUGUUGCGCGAUUGGCAUGGUGCCCA